This is a messenger RNA of Cucurbitaria berberidis CBS 394.84, 519 nucleotides long. RefSeq lists its product as uncharacterized. Lineage: Eukaryota; Fungi; Ascomycota; Dothideomycetes; Pleosporales; Cucurbitariaceae. Bases 1 to 519 code for a protein of 172 amino acids. The transcript is spliced from 2 exons. The record is from RefSeq and is a predicted model, not a curated record.
AUGGACCUCGCCAUAGCCUGGAACCUUGAUUGCCCCUACCCGUAUACCCCGGGUAUAGGGGCUCCCUUUGGAGUACCACACAACCACCUCUACCACCACCCACACUCCUUUCCGAUGCGAGCACCUCGGUGGGCCUACAACAAAAGGCCCUGCUGCGAGUUUUGCAGUGCACUGGACCAUAUACCGAGCCUCAAUCAGGGCCUUUCCGAACUCAGCAUCAUCAUGCCGGACGAGGUGGGUGACGUCCUAGAAGCCUUUGACAGCAUCCACCACCACUAUCGGUGGGGUUUCGACCGCGACGGUCCGGAUUCAUACUUCCUGUCCCGCGAGGUGGAGAAGCUUUCCCGGUUUCUCCGACGCAUGUACCGUUUUUAUCCCUGGGUGCCGCAGUUGGGUACGCUGUCGGAGCAGUUGAAGUAUAUGGGGCGAGAUGUUCAGACGGGCCCGAGGCGUCUUCGCUACCAUACCAUGCCUAAGCAUCGGUACAAGCCGUGGCAACUUCUUCAUGGCGCAUUUUAG